AUGGCCGGGCUUGAGCAAGAGAUCUAUGACGUGGAGUCAGAGACGCAGAGCAUGCUAAGAGAGGAGCGGAGAGAGAAGAGAUCCCGGCCGCUGGUUGCAGGGGGGUCCGUGGGGUUGCUGGUCCUCGCAGUGGCCGGCGUGAUGGUGCUCUACAACCAUCGGCCGAACUUGCACAAGUCAAGCGAGCAGGUCGUAGAGUUUUCCGAGCUCUCAGGAACCGACGUGUGGUCCGAUGUGCUGUCCCCAAGUGCCAUGAGGCAGUAUGAGCAGGGAAAGAAGAUGGCUGCAGAGGCUUACAAGGGAGCGGAUUCCGUGGUCUCUGUGGCCAACGAGGCCGCGGGCGAGGUCAAGGAGGCUAGUGAGAAGGCUUUCACUACUUUCCAGGCCGGUGCGCAACAGGCCGCUUCCUCAGUAAAGGACGCGCAGACGCAGGCGUUCGACAGUUUCCAGGCCGGUGCACAACAGGCCGCUACUUCAGUAAAGGACGCGCAGACGAAGGCAUUCAACACUUUCCAGGCCGGUGCGCAGCAGGCCGCUUCCGCAGCAAAGGAUGCGCAGACCGAGGCGAAAGAGACUCUGAAAGAGGCCGCAAAUGCCCAAAAGAUGAUGGAGAAACUAGGCCUUGUUGGGGACAAAGCUGCGGUCGAAGCGAAGGAUCUCGACAGCAAAGGCCAGAGCCUCGGCUCGAGCAUCCAGCAGGCAAUGGCUGCUGCCCCUGCCAGCAUCCCUGCCCUUGCAGCCGUGGCCACCGGUGGCACCGUCCCGCCACCCGUUACCCAGAAGCCCACGGACUCUCCUUCCGAGUCCGCUCUCGCUCCGCAGCUCGCUGGACAUGACAAAGACCCCUGCUCAAACGAUGAGGAGUAUGUUGGGGGACUUUGUUACGCCAAGUGUGCCACAUUGACAGGAGGCUCCCAUCCCUGCCGAAGCUCUGCAUGGAGCUGCUGCGCAGUUGAAGCCGGCCCAAAUUGCGGGGAAAAGGCUGCCAUGGAGAGCUGUUGGGUGCACCCCGGAUUUUGCUUCGGCUAUGCCAUCGCGGGCCAAGCGGAGGCGAAGCAACAGGGUUCGAAUUGCCCCACAUCCCUGGGCGCUUGCCUCACCGACGAAGAGUUGUUCAUGAACGUAUGCUACAAGAAGUGCUCCGCCGUCACCGGCGGAAGCCACAUUUAUCGUGUGGGUGCUGCCACAUGCUGCAACAAACAGUCCCACUUCGAAUGUCUGUGGCCCGGCAACCUCAAGACCGACCCCACCUACAACAUGGGCGGUGGGGCCGGCGACCACAACUCGGGCACUCCCAGCGAGUCGCACGCGCCGCUGAAGUCCCUUGCAACGAGUGAGUAG
This is a messenger RNA of Symbiodinium sp. CCMP2592, 1341 nucleotides long. NCBI's taxonomy places the organism in Eukaryota, Dinophyceae, Suessiales, Symbiodiniaceae. The record is from the annotation of a GenBank genome assembly.